GGAAUUGUUCUGAAUAUAAAUGACGAUCCUGGAAAGCAAUUACCAGCUCUUACGUCAUUUUCCUCUAGGCUAAUUACAUUUGCAUUAUGAGAUAAUGCUAAGAAACUCUCAAUAUAAAAAAUCUACUUUCAUAGCGAGCUGUAUUCUUCCAAACACGCCAACGAACGACACCAAACGGAUUCCACAAAUGGCGGUGGAAAACUGCGAACUUCCGGUCGCAAGGCACUGUUUACUCAUCACUCACUUCAAACAAUAAUAAAUGAGAUAAAAGCAAUAUUAUCUGCAUAGUCGCGGUCGUAGUCACCGUACUGCUUCUGCUUCGCAGACGACGCUUCCGUUAGCAGAGAAGCCCGCGAGGCACUGUGAAACGAUGGUGGUACGCAGACGAUAACCGAACACAAAACCCUCACCGAAACCGGAUGUGUUAGAUCGUUGGGAAUAUUUUCAUCCUCAUUGGAAAGCAGGACGCGACGGAAGGGACGAUCGAAAAUUCUAACAAAGAAGGAAAUACUAAGUAGCGUUUAAAUAGUCUGCAUCGAGCGAGUAGCAAAGUUUGAUGUAGUACGCACGCGGAUGUGAGCCUGAGAGUACAAUAUCGUUGUAAGCGGCAAUGUGCAAUGAGAAGGUAUAGCGCGAAAGCACGUACUCUAUCUGCCUAACUGCGUGACUUAUUGCGCGAACAGCAGCAGGCGAACGUUGGGGCGGUUAAAGCGGCUGCCAGCUUGUAUCUUAUCUUGAUGCGAACAAAAUUUACAAUGCACGCCGGUUUAUUAUUGUACACAAGAAGGCAGCAGCAGGUCGUAGUGAGGAUUACAGAGCUGGCAAAAGUACAGGAAGAUACGUGUGUUAGCAAUCGUGGUCGUAAAAUUGUGCCGAUCUGUAGACACAGUUAGCUUGUGCGGGGAGUUUAGUAAACGCUUUGUACCACUUUUUUGCCAGUUUCUUGUCUUCAAGAGCUCAAUCGUGUAAUUCUGCGAUUCCAAGAAUCAAGCCCACCGUAAUGCCUGAAGAUGUGAGUAAUAAUUGCAAACCAUCGUUAUGAUAGUAUGGCAAUCGGUAUACACUUGAACCGCUUCCGGUUGUGAACGGAACGAGCCAACACGCGAUAACAGACUGCACUGAGCCAGCACACCUUGAAGUAUCUGAUAAAGUGCUACAGCCAGCAACGAGCGAUUCCGCUGGCAGUGGGAUUUUGUCGUUGCGCUGCAUGACGCGUGCUGUUCCCGUUGGAGCUGUGUUUGUUCAGAUGUCAUCGAAAGGACACUUAAAUACUUAACCGAGCCAUCGUCCUGCAAUCUUUCAGCAUAAGCCUUUCCAGCGCACUUGCACCUAAUUGCAGCAGAAUGGAUUACGCGGACCGCGGAGUAGCAACCAAAGCCACGAAAAAGAGAUGAGCUACGACGACCCGAUCCCGAUCGUUCUGCGCUCGAUAGUGUAAAAAAAAGGUAAGCGCAACUUCACCGCCGACGAAACAUAUGCAGGGUGCCAAAAUAAUUCCUCCCCACAUCGCACGCCAGUCUAUCACACGCCGUUGGCGCAUACCACCAAAACCCUCGUUCAUCAAGCCCGAGCACACUAUGACGAUUCGAGCGGUCCCGUAGAGCCGGAAACUACCCUGUCGCGCUCGCCCCAACCUCUGAACAGCACAGAAGAAGGAAGCGCUGUGUUCCCAGCCGUGUUCGGAAGUCCCUUUUCCGGGGAGCGCUCAAGCAAUCAAUCCUGCCGCCGCCGACGACGACUCGAUAUUUCCCAAACAAACAAAACGCAAUCAACACACACGAUGACGACGCUCACGGGCAGUAAAACAUCGCGCGGCCACCGUUGCCCGCGGGGCAUGAUGCUGAGCCUGCUGGUCGCCGUCACGGUCGGCAUGGUGAUGGCGGCCGCGGUCGUCGUCUCGCCCGUCGAGGCGGCCGGGCUGGCCAACUGUCCGCUCGGCUGCCAGUGCGACGACGAUACGCUCGUGGUGACGUGCGGCGAGGGGCAGCUCGACGUGCUGCCGAUCGUGCUGAACCCCUCCCUGCAGCGGCUAGUCAUCAAGAACAACAAGAUCAAAACGAUCGACUCCUCCAUGCAGUUCUACGCCGAGCUGACGUUUCUCGACCUUAGCUACAACCAUCUGUUUAACAUGCCGCCGCGCACCUUCGCCUACCAGCGCAAGCUGACCGAGCUGCACCUGAACCACAACAAGGUGGGCUCGAUCACGAACAAAACGUUCGUGGGGCUGGUCGCGCUGACCGUGCUGAACCUGCGCGGCAACUUCCUGGACGAGCUGCCCGAGGGCGUGUUUGCGGGCGUGCCGAAGCUCGAGGAGCUAAACCUGGGCCAGAAUCGCAUCGCCAAGAUCGACCCGAAAGCGUUCGCCGGGCUGACCGGGCUGCGCGUGCUCUAUCUGGACGACAACACGAUCAGUGCGGUACCGUCGCCCGCGCUGCAACCACUCCGAGCGCUGGGCGAGCUAUACAUCGGGCUCAACUCGUUCGCUGCCAUCCCGAAGGAAGCGUUCGCCAUGCUGACCGGGCUGGCCAAGCUCGAUCUGGAGGGCGCCGCGCUGCUGAACGUGUCGCGCGACAGCUUCCGCGGGCUGGAGCGACUGCGCACGCUCGACCUGUCGGACAAUCGGCUCGCCCGCAUCCCGACGGCCGAGCUGGCCGUGCUCGAGCGGCUCGAGGAGCUGUCGCUCGGCCAGAACGAUUUCGAAGCGAUACCACCGAACGCGUUCGCGGGCCUGAACAAUCUGCGCGUGCUGGACAUAUCCGGUUCGCUCAAGCUGACGCGCAUCGAGAGCGGCGCGUUUGCGCACAACACCAACCUGGAGGAGAUCGUGAUCGCCUCGAACAAGAUGCUGACCGAGGUGCAGGACGGUGCGCUGAGCGGGCUGCCCCAUCUGCGGCGCGUCGUGCUGAAGGACAACGCCCUGACGACGCUCACCGACGGGAUGCUCUCGUGGAACGAUCUGGUGGAGCUGGAUCUGUCCGAGAACUUGAUCCUGUGCGACUGCCAGAUACUGUGGCUGCGCAAUCUGCUUGUGAGUCGUAGCAAUGGAACGGUCGGAGCGGCGGCGCAACAGAUCCCGGUCGUUUGUGCCUCGCCGGACCGGCUACGCGGGCAGGUGCUGCAGAGCCUGUCGCCCGAGCUGCUCGGCUGCACGCAUCCCGACCGGCAGCAGCAGGCCAUCAUCUGCGUGGUGCUGGUGAGUGCCGCCGCCGUGCUGACGACGCUCGCCCUCGUCAUCUACAAGUGCCGCCGGCGCAUUCAGGAGGCGGUCAAGGGUAGCUGGGGCUCGAACGGGAUCGGCCGCAAGGAGCGCGAGUAUCAGAAAACGUUCUCCGAGGAGGACUACUCCGCGCGCCACCCGCAUCCGGGGCCGCCGGGCGGCGGGCUAGCGAUCCAUCCGACCACGCUCAACAACUACCAGAUCAACCACCAGCACCAUCACUCGCACGGCAUCCGGCACAUCCCGGUGACGGAACUAUAGCUAGAGGCUCCCCCUCCGCCACCACGGAGGGGAGGUCCGCCCGUGGCCGGUCAAAACGGGGCCCAGCAAACUAGCACCACCGCCACCAGCUUUCUGCAGCUCAGCCAGGACCAUCUAGGCCAGCCGGGACCGGUCCAGCCCGGCAUGAAGCUGUUCCCGAACUACACGCCACCGAUUCCACCGCACCAUCAGCAGCAGCACCAUCACCACAGCCUGCACCAUCACAACGGCAACGGUGGGCUGGACGAGCCGGCCAACAACCACCACUACCACCAGAUCACGUACCAGACGCAGACGCUCGCACCGUUGCGGCUCAAUCAGGAGCACUUUCUGCCGCACGCGACCAAAACCACCACCACGGCCGGUGGGACGAUGCCGGCCGGUGUCAAUCAGCCGCGGUCGCACGCCAAGUAUCAAACGCACCAUCACCAUCUGCACCACCAUGGUGCUGGGGGGGAUGGGGCCACGCUGCAUCAUCACAGCACCGGCAGCUACUCGCCCGAUGGUGGGGCCGGCCCGCUCCAUCACCAUCACCUGCACCAUCACCACCAUCCGCAUCAUCAUCCGCAUGCGCCCCAUCUGCGGGACGAUUGCUCCGACCGGGACGAUGACGACGAUGACACGCUGGACGUGAACGAUGGUGUUGGUGUCAGUGGUGGUGUUGGUGGUGAGGAGGAAUGCAGUGGGCAGAGCGAUGCAACAUCACCGCCCGACAGCCCGCUCUCGCCCGUCCCACCCGAGCUGCCCAUCCGGAAUGGGCUGCUGGCGGCAAACACGCUGAACCACAUCAACAACAACAACAACGGUCCAAUGAUGGGCACGGAACGGAUCCGGUCACCACCGACGCCACCGGUCACACCGCCACCCUCCUUCACCAACCACACCGGCAGCACACCGGGGCUGGACAGCGGCGGCGGCGGCCGCAAAACGCUGUCCGUCGCACGACACUAUCACUAGGUUCUUAAGUAGACACGACAGCAGCACGCGCUUAGAUAGACACUCGCGAAGGGAUGGGGCGAACAUAAAAGGGGCGAAUUUCCUACUUAGGGGGUUAGGGUGGGAUAGUUUUUGGGGUAAUAAUAUUGUGAUCGUUGCUCGUUGCUUUUGCGUGUGAAAGUAGCAAGAAUUAGGUGGAUUUUUGUGGUGAAUUCUUUGUACGUUUUCGUUGCGUACAAAGUGAACGCAGAAAAGGGAGAUGAAAUUCUUGGAUUUUUGAUUGAAAUUCUUGGAAAAUAUACUGAGAAUUUAUUUUUGAUGCGCGAAAUUGACAGUAUCAGUGGUUGGAUAUCAUUAUUGUAUAAAAUUAACCUCACUUUAUAAGCUUUUUUGUCAUAUCUCGAUAUUUUAGCCCAAAAAAUCGUGAAAAAACUGGAGAGCAAUGCUCCAAUACAACAAAUUUUGAGAUUUGAGGUCAUGCUAAUGAAUUCCAACUAGCUAUCGUUUGAUGGAUACAAUUUCAUGUAUGGGCCUGUAGUUUUGAUGUGAUCAGAACACCUCUUCAAACAUAUUUGUAUUAAACUUUGUACUUUCACGCUACUGCUUAAGUCACCACCAAGGACUUUGGACUGAAUGGCUCUAUUCUGAGGCUGUACUUUUCGUAUUUCUUGGGUGAAGAAACUCGAUUGUGGAGGAGUGUGGUAUAUUUUUUUCUUCUUCUGAUUAAAAUGGAUUCUCCAGAGCUCUUAGAAAUGUAAUUUCUUUGAACACUUUGUUCCUGAAUAUCCUGAUGAAUUCUCCUGAACAAUUUGCCACAAUUUCUCAAUAUUUUACAUUGGUAAUUGCAAAAAUGUCGUACAUGCCGUCAUUUUUUGAACGUCAGAAAUUUGACAUCUAAAAGACAUCGUUUAUUCUUUUAGUUUUUUAUUCGAAAUCUAAUUCCAUUCAAUUUGAAUUCAAUUUCAAGAAUUGCUUUAAUUCCUUAAAUAUGAUGAAAAUUAUUGAAGUUGAUUCGACAUGCCCUUUUGCCUUUUAAUUAGCACCACAUGUUAUUAUCCCUUGGAGACAUCCGUUAUCACCGUAGCUUCAUAAUUUCGCGUCUCUAGCGUCUUGUUUGAGCAUUUCAAAUCCAUUUACCUCAAAUCGCCUCAACAAACUGCAAGUAGUCUUCACUCCUCUUGACUCCCGCGUUAACGUUCCUUAGGGCUUGGAUUGGGACGGGAAAUGGCCACAACAAAAAAUCGUUGCCCAUUUCCUCCUACAAAAGCACCAGUGUAUCCUGUUUCCUGUCGCAAAUGUAUCGACAUUUGUCACUGUGUGUGUGUGUGUGUUUGUGUGUGACCACCUGGAUAACGAGUGGUGGUCCCGAGCGUGGUUAGGCACUGUUUUCUCUCGUGAAAAUUAGGCUCGGUUGCCCUAGCCACUCUCGCACAAGCAAACCAACCGUGACCCGGUUGAGCAGCGACGGAACACGACAGGAAAUGUUGUUUAAUUAAAUUAAUGGCCGGAAUAAUGUCGGUGACAUCCGUGCCCCGCCAUCGCCAAACCAAAUCCAAUGGAGCCGCCGCGCACAUGCCGGAAAGGACUCAACCGUGCACGACGACGACAGAGGAAGUGUUUAUUGAUUUAGUUGAUGAACAACCCGCACCCGCAGUCCGGGCCUUAUCAGCCUUAUCCAAUCCCCAACCAUGCCGGUUUGCCACCGCAGCAUUAGAACGGGAGGUUUUUCCUUCCCCCUCUGAUAAAGCCUAAUUUUGGAACAAAAGAGAGCCUAAAAGAGAGUCUUCUCCUAGCGUCUUCCGCAACCGCAACCACUGCCGAAAACUAUUCCCGGUACAUGAAAGACAUCCUUGGAUCUUUUCAAACGUGAGCUGCGGAGAAGAAAAAAGGCCCAGCAGUAUCUUAAAAUAGGCUGCUCCAUUUCUGAUUGAUUGCUGGCGAAGUGAUUUGUGGAAAAGAUCCCCUGCAGUAGGAGACACAAAAAAGGGCCCCCAACGGUUUGACAUUUAGCCGUUCGCCAGUUAUUUCCGAACUACCGGCCGAGAACAUCAUUAACGAGACGAUAAUUGUAAUUAAACAAAACCCCAGUACCAAGAUAUUCUCCCACUCCUCUUUUUUUGCCGAUCUUCCGGGUAAAGUAUUUUGGGGCGAAUGAUGUUAUCUUUUCCACGCUCAACUGGUUUACUUCAAAGACACACACACACACACAUUACACAAGCCCUAAUGAGCAUUCGGUACGGUGGUGGGGAUGGCUAUUUACUUUCUUUUGAGGAAUUGUAGAAUCAAUAUUAAUAUGGCAGGGGUUUUUUUUCUGUACGGCAGCUUCCCUAUUUUGGCGCAAAGUUUGUCUUUUUGUCUCUGUACCUUCAAAAGAAGCGACACAUUUGCUAAUGUUUUGCACCCGAUUUGCUUCACGGGUUUGGAUUUUGCAUCAUGAUGCUGCUUCCGCCUGGAAUGACUCUGCUCUUCAGCGAACUGAGUGAAAGGAACGGGUCGACAGUCUUUGACCCGUACAGCGGCGGCAGUCAUCAAUCGUGGCUCGUGGUGCUGCACGUGAAAGUAGGGCUCACGAUCUGACCCUGACCGGUAGCUCGGAGGGAAGAGAUCGACGUGUCCCCGGCAGGCCCCAGGGGGAACGACACGGCCACGACGCGCUGCUAGCAAUUAGCCAUCUGCAGCGCCGCCUCCUUCGGUUGGUAGCCGUAGCGAAUUGGAGCUCCGGCCAGCCCAGAAAGGGGUUUCCGUUUUUCGCGACUCGUCAUCUUGUGCAUAGCUCCCUUGAGGGGGUGAGUUUGGUUGAAAUAGACACACACUGCCCUAACCGCACUAGCCGCCUCCGGGUGUCGUUUGCGCUUCGCGUAUAUUAUAGGUCAUUCGGGGAAUCGUUUCGCCACACUCGCCGACGGUGGAGCAUUCCGUGCCGGGAGAGAGAGAGAGAGAGAGAGAGAUUGGUUGCGUUGGUUUCCACUUUUAAUAGAACCAUCAAUCAUACUCACUGGUAGCUUAGCCCUUCCCGAAAAGAUUCAUGAGGUCGCGAUAAUGUUGAAGCCACACUGCUAGUGUUGGGAGCUCUGAAUUGGACCUACCCAAUUCCGAUACUGUGUUCGGAAUUAAUUUUGGAGCCGAUUUUGAGGCUGGAAUCGAUUCCGAUUCCGAAUCCGAUUCCAAAUCCGAAGCCGAAUCCGGAACCAAAUCCGGAGCCGAAACCGGAACCGAAUCCAGAGCCAAAUCCGGAGCCGAUUCUGGAGCCGAAUCCAGAGCCGAAUCCGGACUCGAAUCCAGAGCCGAAUCCGGACCCGAAUCCGGACCCAAAUCUGGAGCCGAUGCCGUAGCUAAUUCCGGAAAAGAAUCCGGAGCCAAAUCCAGAGCUGACUCCGAACCCGGAAAUGGAAUUAGGUCCGGAAUUGGAAUCGUCUUGGGUAUCGGGGGCUCCGGAAACGGAAUCAGAAUUGACUCCCGAAUUGGAGUUAGCGAUUCUUAUGGAGAUGCAGAAACCGUCUCCGAUUUCGAAGCCGAUUCUCAGAAUUUCUCAUAUAUACUCAGAACUUCGGAGCCAAUUCCGAUUCCGGAUCUGAUUCCUACUCCGGAAACGAGCCUGUUUUCCGAAGUCAGUUCCAGAGCCUCCAGGCUCCGGAGCAAAUUACAAUUUUCCAGGACGAUUCCAAUUCCGAUUCCGGAACUAAUUCCGGAGCCGAUUUCGAUUCCGGAGCCGAUUCCGCCAUCAAUUAUAGAAACUGAUUCCGGACCAACUAUCCGGUAUCGAUUCCAGAAAACUUCGGAGCUAGCCGGAAUUGAUUCCGCCGAAAACUUCAUUUUUCCCAUCACUACACACUGCUGCUUGGCUCCCCAGCAUCCACAAGGGGGUCGUGUUUUUGGCAACUCCCCCCUUUCCUAAGCAUGUUUAGCCUAAUUGAACGCGAACACUCAACGCGCUGAAUGAGUUCACUCGCUGACAUACACACACACACAAACACCUAAUCGCAGCAGCACCAAAGUAUUGAAGCGCCAAAGACCCGAGCGCCGAUUGGGUCGGGAUUUUAAUUUUCCUCAAAGGAUAGGCAUCAUCAUAAUUACUCGCUCGCUCGCUCGCUUGCUCUCCCUUGUCCAGGACGAAAACCAGCGUGUUUUAAUCAAACUGCUGCUGCGUGUUAAAUCCGGCUUCGAUGUGAAUUAAUUCGCUAUUUUUAAAACACUCCAACAAGCACUGGGAUUAGAUGGCGGGAGGCGUUAGAGGACACACAGGAGCCCGUCACAAUCGGUACAGCAAUCAAAUUUAGAGCAAAGAGUGUUCAAUUAGCAAGCUGUCUAAUUAAUUCAUCUCAUGAGGCAGUCGGCGAGUGAGGCCUUUUGCGCCUCACAAUCUUAAUCCAUGCUUUCCUUAGCCUUUUCGAUGCGCAGUGUCCUUGGGCGAGUUUUUUUUUUUCCUUCAACUGCUGGUGUGUGUCUGUUGCGGUUAAACUUUCUGCGAUUAAACCUCCGGCUGUAAUGCAAACUAAAAGAGAAAAGGCGCGCGAACCAGCAGCAAACAUCAAAAGCGAAGCGAGGGCAGUUGCUCCGUUGCCCGCCGGGCAGGAAGCAGACACGCCGAAGGAGGAAAAUCAAGCGAAAAUAAUUAAACCAUUUAAAGUUUUAAAUUGAACCACCCGGCCACGCUGGCCGGCGCUGCUCGGCGCAUUUUUAUAGCCUUGAGGAAUUUUUAAGGAACAAAAUGGAGGUCCCUCAAAGUGUGUGUGUGUGUGUGUGUGCCGUAAGUGUAACGCGUAAUGACACUUAGCACAGUGACGUCCCCUUGUGUCUUUUUUCCCCCUGUCUGUGCCCUGUGGAGGUGCCCUCGAUUGCCCUCUUCCGCAGCAAAAGUGACAGGCACUGUGCGGCCCCACAUAGAAGGAGGAUGCAGCCCAGAGGGGUUAAAUUCCGCCCGGACCAGGGUAUUAUAAUUAUGUCAUAAAACUGGCCACAAUUGAUUGGCCCACGGCAGGUAACGGAGCUCAACAGCGCGAGAGAAAGGGGAAAAAAGGGGAAGUAAUAGUUUCUGGGGACUGAAAUGCGAUCGUAAAACCAGUGUGUCAGACAGGGCCGGGAUGAAGGAAGGUAAAAUGAAAGAUGUGGGUAUAAAAAAUAUAAAACCCCGUAAAACAAAACGUCUCCCGUCCGAUGAGUAAUGGUUGUGUAACGAGAGAGCGGGAGAGAAAGAGAGAUGGUGCGUAAUUAAAUUAAAUUAUAUUUGAAACACCACUCCGCAACCGCACGGGCAGGAAAGGAAAAUUGAAUUCAAAACAGAACCGAAACAGAACGGACCCCCAAAAACCAGUGCCACCAUGCAGCAGUCGUCGUGCUUGAUGCUGAUGAUGAAGGGUACACUGGGAAUAAUAACAACAACAAAAAUGCUACACGCAUUGCAGAGCGCAAAAAGUAGAAGAGAAUGGAAAUAAAUGUCCAAGAAGGCAAUAAAAUAAUGGUUGGUUGGCUGGCCCCGCGCGCGUUAUUACAAUGCAGGGCGGGCCGGAAGGUCGGAUGUCUUUGUGGUCUUUGAAGAACGUGGAACCGAGGUGUAACAAAAAGAAGUGGUAAUAAAGUGAAAAUUGAAUGAUAAUGUACCUCCUACCCACAGGUCCCACUUCUCCCGCCCUCUUAAAAACUCCCAACGACGACCCCAGUGGUCUAACGCCCCGUUCGCCCCCUCUUUCCCUCCCCCCCCCCCCCCCCUCCGUAAGUUUAACACGUAAGCAGCGGAAGCAUCAUCUUCAACUUUAAAAGCAAUAUUUCUUCUACAGAAAACACACAAACACAACAAGUAUAUAAGCAUAUUGAAGCAUUGAAGGUAGGGCAGGAGAACAAAAAAAAGCGUACAAUUUCACUUCAUACUCUCCUCUAAAAGGUGAUAAAAAAAAACUUGAUGUAACAAAAAAAAAAACAGCAACAACAACAGAAGAUAAAAAUAAAAGAAACGGAAAAGCCGUGUUUAAAGCAACAUAAAGAAAAAAGGAAAACUUCGACUGUGAAAAGAUUCCAACAGCAAGCACGGCAUAUUUUAACAAUAAGAGAAAACACAACAGAAAAAAAACGCAUAAAUCCCCGACAGUCAUAAACGCUAUUGCUGAAACACUGUAACGAAAAAGAAACAGUGUGUGUUUGUAAAUAGAAAGAAAAAGAAAAGAAAGGAGGAGUGAAGUAAUCAUAGAAAAAACGAAUAAAAACCUAUUAACUAGAAUUAUACAAAAAAACUAAAUCGUUAAAAAGAAAAACAAAUACUAGAAAUCGAAAACAGAAACUAGAAAUUGAUGUUGAUGAAAUGAAAAACGUGUAAAUAGCAUAACUUAGCAUUUAACGUCUCUAAAUGUGUUUUCGAAACAAACCAACAAACAAA
Molecule: messenger RNA, 10781 nt
Organism: Anopheles gambiae (African malaria mosquito)
Lineage: Eukaryota; Metazoa; Arthropoda; Insecta; Diptera; Culicidae
Product: insulin-like growth factor-binding protein complex acid labile subunit
Exons: 5
Coding region: 1781-3478 (565 amino acids)
Molecular function (GO): protein binding
Source: RefSeq, a predicted model, not a curated record